AGAGGCCUCAAGGAGGAGGACGGACUGUUUGGAGACGUUAUCGGACUCAAAAAUUUUCGCUGCCGGAAUUUAGAAACUCCGUUCAAGUCCGGAGCCAUUAUCAAAAAGCCGAUACCUUUUUCGUCGUCGUUCUUAUCUCUCUAUCUCUCUUUCUUUCUCUCUCUCCCUGGAAGUUUCUCAGAGUGAAGGGGAAAAGUUCAGAGGAGAUUUCUGUUCAGUUCCUGGUUUUAACGUAGAUUAGUUCAAUUUCGGCAUCAAGGUCACUCUUCAUACUUAUCUGAGGGAAUUAGGGUUUUUUCGGCGGUUUUUUUCUGGUGUUUGACUUGGAGAUCUCUGGAAUUUCUUGAUUUUUGAGAUAAUUAGGGGGAGUUUGCGUGAUGCUCACGCCUCAGAAAGUGUGGAAUAGGUGGUCUCUUGCGCCCCACAGGAGAGGGGCGGGAUCAGGAUCGGGCUCGGGUCUGGGUCCGGAUUCUAACGGGUCGAAUCCGGGAGAAGACGGGGCGGGUGUGAACGGCUCGGACAUGGCGACUCCUGUUCCGGGUCGGGUCGGAGAAAAUGGGAUCCGAUACGAUGACACGGGGACAUUGGUGGAGAAAGUUUCUCAGCUCGAAAAAGAGCUCUUUGAAUAUCAAUACAAUAUGGGUCUUCUGCUGAUCGAGAAAAAGGACUGCACUUCCAAAUACGAAGAACUGAAGCAUGAACUUGUAGAAGCAAACGAGUGCCGUCAGCGUGAACGCACAACACAUCUGAUUGCUGUAUCAGAUGUUGAGAAGCGGGAAGAGGGCCUGAGGAAAGCCUUGGGGGUUGAGAAACAAUGUGUACUGGAUCUUGAGAAGGCGCUCCAUGAACUACGCUCUGAAAAUGCUGUAAUUAAAUUUACAGCAGAUUCAAAGUUGGCUGAGGCAAAUGCACUGGUUACAAGUAUUGAAGAAAAAUCUCUUGAAAUUGAGAUGAAGUUGCAUUCUGCUGAUGCUAAGCUUGCUGAGGUUAGUAGAAAAAGUUCGGAGGUGGAGAGAAACUCAAAGGAACUGGAGUCUCGAGAAAAUUAUCUUCAAAGGGAUCGGUUAUCCCACAUUAACGAACGAGAAGCACAGGAGGCAUCUUUGUCGAAGCAGAGAGAAGACUUGCAUGAAUGGGAAAGGCAGUUGCAAGAGGGGGAAGAAAGAGUUGCUAAAGCUCAAUUGAUUGUCAAACAAAGGGAGGAGAGGGCUAAUGAAAAUGAUAAGAUCAUCAAGCAAAAGGAAAAAGAGCUUGAAGAGACUCAAAAGAAGAUUGAUGCUGCUAACCUUGCUUUGAAGAAGAAGGAAGAUGGCAUAAGCUCUAGGCAAAAAAAUGUUGCUUUGAGGGAGCAUGAAGCCGAUGCCCUGAAGAAGUCCUUAGAGACAAAAGAGCAAGAGCUACUUGCUCUGCAGCAGAAACUUGAUGCCAGAGAGAAGGCAGCAGUUCAGGAGCUUGUUGAUGAACACCAAACUAAAUUGGAUGCAAAACAGCGUGAAUUUGAGUUUGAAAUGGAAGAGAAAAGGAAAUCUGUGGAUGACGACUUGAGGAGCAAGGUUGUGGAGGUGGAGAAGAGGGAAGCUGAGUUGCACCACAUUGAGGAGAAAAUUGCAAGACGGGAACAGACUGUAGAUAAAAAACUGGAGAAGGUCAAAGAGAAAGAGAGAGAUUUUGAAUCAAGACUGAAAAACUUAAAAGAUAGAGAGAAGGCCCUCAAAAUGGAGGAAAAUGCAUUGGAAAAUGAGAAGAGAAAACUGUUUGACGACAGGGAAAAUCUUCUCAACCUCAAAGCUGAAGUUGAGAAGAUAAAGGCUGAAAAUGACGCACAGCUCGUAAAGAUGCGUGAAGAGAAGGAGGAUCUUAGAGUUACUGAGGUGGAGAGGUCCUCGUAUCUUCGCCUCCAAUCCGAAUUGAAGGAGCAGAUAGAAAAAUGUAGGUCUCAGCAGGUGCUGCUUUUGAAGGAGACUGAGGAUCUGAAGGCACAGAAAGAAGCUUUUGAGAAAGAAUGGGAAGAACUUGAUGAAAGGAAAGCUGAGAUCGAGAAGGAAUUGAAGAAUAUUAACGAUCAGAAGGAAAAACUUGAUAAAUAUAGACAGACAGAAGAAGAACGGCUGAGAAAAGAAAAACAGGCUGGAGAUGACUCCAUAAAAAGGGAGCUUGAAGCUCUUGAAGCGGCAAAGGAUUUGUUUGCAGCUACUAUGGAGCAUGAGCGUUCAGCGGUCUCUGAGAAAUCUGAGAGUGAAAGAAUCCAAUUGCUUCAUGAUUUUGAGAUGCGUAAGAGGACACUUGAGACUGAUAUGCAGCUCAAGCUGGAAGAAAGAGAGAGAGAGUUACAGGUGAAGGAAAAGUUAUUUGAGGAAGAAAGGGAAAGAGAAUUGAGCAAUAUCAAUUAUCUAAGAGAGGUAGCGAGAAGAGAGAUGGAGGACAUGAAGAUGGAAAGACUUAGGAUAGAGAAAGAAAAGGUAGAAGUUGAUUCUAGUAAAAAGCAUCUUGAAGAGCAACAGGUUGAAAUCCGAAAAGAUGUGGAUGACCUCGUUGCUUUAACCAAGAAACUGAAGGAACAGAGGGAACUAUUCAUUAAUGAGAGGAAUCGUUUUCUUUCAUUUGUUGAAAAUCAUAAGAACUGCAAGCAAUGUGGGGAAGUUUUGUUUGAACCUGUGCUUCCAGACUUCGAUAGUUUGAUCCCCAAUUUAUCAAGAUUGGACAACAAUCCUGACAGUGAAGCACCCAGUCAAAAAAUGAGGGAUGUAUCCCCUGCUCUUACCGGCUCAGGAUCUCCAGACCCUGGUGGGUCAGUGUCAUGGUUCCAGAGAUGUACUUCAAAGAUACUGAAAUUGUCACCGAUUAAAAGGAUGGAACUAUCUGCUACCCAGAAUUUGGCAGAUAACGUACCUAAAUCUGGUGAGGAAGGUCAUAUGGAAAGUAGGCCAUCAAACUUUACUCAGGCAGUGGCGGUCCAAUCUGAUACUGGCGUGAGAAAAGUUGAAGUGACUAAUGAUCACUCAGACAAUAAUCAUAGCAACAUUGACAGUAAGGCUCACGAAGUUGCUGAAGAUUCUGUGUCUAAUCUUGAUGUUGAUGGUCAGCAGCCUCGCAGGAGGGGCAAGGUGAGAGUUAGAAGAACACGCUCUGUCAAGGCUGUUGUCGAAGAUGCCAAAGCUAUCCUUGGAAAAUCUCUGGAAUUUAAAGAGCCCGAGGAUUCAAAUGCUAAUUGUGAGGACUCUGAAAAAGCAAAUGAUGAGUGCAGGAGUGGACAUGGUCAGAUUAAUAGAGGAACUUCAAGGAAUGGCCGAAAACGGACCCAUACUGAUUCGCUAAAAGCUUGUACUAGUGAGCAGGACGGUGACGAGAGUGAUGUGAAGUCUGAUAGUGUCACAGCAGGAGCAGUUCAGCAUGGAAAGAGGCGGCAAAAGGUUGUCACAGAACCACAAGGUGUGGGUGAGCAACGAUAUAAUCUCAGGAGACCUCGAAGGGGAGCUGGAGGAAACAAUCCGAGCAAGGAGAAUGAAGAGACUAGUGACAUCAGAAGGGACAAAGACAUAUUCUGUGCACAAACCUCUGCCUCAGCGUCAAUAGGAGUUGCUGUUAGUGAGAAUGGAGGAAGCACAAGCCUGGUGCGGCGAGAAGAGGUGGCAAACUCUCAGGAAACAGAUGCUGGUUCGCCUAAAAGAAUGGAGGUUGGGGUUGAAGAAGUGAACGAGACACCUGAAAGGGUCGGCGAAGAAGGAGAGGAGGAAGACGAAGAAGAAGAAGAAGAGACUGGGCAGCAUCCUGGUGAAGUGUCCAUAGGAAAGAAGCUGUGGACUUUCUUGACGACGUGACAUUGAUGUUUAGUUUGGUAGAUGCAGAAGAACCCAUCAUCAUCUCUUUCUGAUUUAUGACAAGAACUGUUUCUUGUAAUCUCUUAGUUAGUUUUGUCUUAGGAGGGUGUGCUGAGUUGUUCUAUUUGUGUAUCAUCAGAUUCAGAUUGAAGAAGAUUUGGUGCAAUUUCUGCUUCUGCAGGUACCGGAGGGUUUGUGUGUUGUACGGUGUGGUGUGGUGGGGUGUGAAUCUUGGUUCUUCUGAAUUCUUUUUUAUCCUUUCUUUCCAUA
Messenger RNA from Tarenaya hassleriana, 4088 nucleotides. RefSeq names its product protein CROWDED NUCLEI 1-like. Bases 378 to 3818 code for a protein of 1146 amino acids. Lineage: Eukaryota; Viridiplantae; Streptophyta; Magnoliopsida; Brassicales; Cleomaceae. The transcript has 9 exons. Gene Ontology annotation, cellular component: nucleus. The record is from RefSeq and is a predicted model, not a curated record. Gene Ontology annotation, biological process: nucleus organization.